This is a messenger RNA of Magnolia sinica, 2660 nucleotides long. RefSeq names its product ALBINO3-like protein 2, chloroplastic. The transcript is spliced from 15 exons. Gene Ontology annotation, biological process: mitochondrial respiratory chain complex IV assembly; protein insertion into mitochondrial inner membrane from matrix. Gene Ontology annotation, molecular function: protein binding; membrane insertase activity. The record is from RefSeq and is a predicted model, not a curated record. Gene Ontology annotation, cellular component: mitochondrial inner membrane. Lineage: Eukaryota; Viridiplantae; Streptophyta; Magnoliopsida; Magnoliales; Magnoliaceae. Bases 122 to 1837 code for a protein of 571 amino acids.
UCAUUCCUCAAAAGGUCAAAAUCCUUCUUCAGUCUACUCCCGGGGUUUUGAACAAGAGCCGCUGAACUGCCGCCAUUCCAACGAAUUCGAAAACCUUUCUUUUCUUCUCCUACUCGCUCUCAUGGGAAGGCAAUCCCUCCUAUACAAUCACAUCCGUCGAUUUCGACGCUCUUCCAUCUUUCAUUACCAUCUCUCUGCCCUCUCCCAAAACCCUAAUUUCUUCCCCUCCCCUUCGAACCCCCGCAGCUUCUCCAAUCACAGCCGUCGAUUCACCCCUCCAUUAGAUCCGAGCAUUCUCGUCUCCUCGAAUUCUAUCCCAUUUCGAUCCUUCUCCUUUCAUUCUUCUGCUGGAGAUCCGGAUCGUGUCGAUAGUAAUAACGUCGUCAAACACUCAGGAACUGAGUCGGAGUCCUUCGAUCUAGGGUUGGUUAGUUCGGAUGUAGCGGAUGGAGAGGAUGGCGGGGGCCGGUGGUAUUCUCCAGUUCGAGCAGUUAUUUCUUUGCUGGAUGGGGCCCAUGAUCUCACCGGUCUCCCUUGGUGGGCAGUCAUUUCUACCUCUACUUUGGCUCUCAGGAUGGCACUACUUCCUGUGCUUAUUUUGCAACUUAAGAAGCUUGAAAAGAUGUCAAAAUUAAUGCCAAAAUUGCCUCCUCCGUUGCCACCACCUCUCUCAGGAAGGAGUUUUCGAAAACAAUUUUUGUUGUUCCAGAAGGAAAGGCGUGCGAUUGGGUGCCCCUCUCCUUUGUGGAGCCUUGCAUCCUUCUUUGUCCAGGUUCCUUGCUUCAUAUUAUGGAUGGCUAGCGUUCGGAGGAUGUCAUUGGACCAUCACCCAGGGUUUGAUAUGGGUGGCAUGCUAUGGUUCCAGAAUUUGACCGAAUUUCCACAUGGUGCUUUAGGUCUGGUUUUUCCUAUAUCGAUCGCUGCCCUGCAUUUCAUCAAUGUUCAGGUUUCUUUCAAGAUCUCUGCAAUUAGAAAGUCUCCUGGAGUGAUUGGCUUAUUGGCAAAAUACUACAAGCUAUAUUUGGAUAUUCUGACCAUGCCUAUACUUCUGAUUGCGUUUUCUGUUCCCCAGGGAAGUUUAGUCUAUUGGCUGACGAACAGUUCACUAAACUUGGUUCAGCAACUAUCUUUCAAGAAUCCUUACUUUCGCCGUAAGGUGGGGUUGCAUCCAAACUAUGUCUCGGCAGAGCAUGAGCAUGAAAUGCCUGAAGGAAAUCUUCCACCGGCUGAGAAGCUUCAUCCACUAUCUCUCAAGCAUCCUUACAUUCUCCAGAAGUUGGGUCUACCUGCGAAAUAUGUUCCAGGGGACCAUGAUUCUUCAACAGGAAAUCUCCCCCCUGAUGAGCUGCUUGAUCUGGCUCUUCAACACCUGGCAACAGGAGAUCAAGAUAGAGCAUUUCCAUUACUAAGAUUGGCUGCUGAAAAGGAUCCUGAAUUGGCGAGAGCUUCAGUUGCCAUGGGAAUGCUGCUAUUCUCAAGAGGAUUGCUGACAGAGGCUGCCGAAUAUUUCGAGCAUGCCAUUUCUAAGAUCAAGGACGAUGAUGUUACUCAAUUGGUUAUUGCAUCUUUUGGGGCAGGUGUUUCCCUUGUAUCGCAGCCCGGAAGGGAGUCUGAAGGAAUUGAACACCUGAAAAGAAUAGCAGAUUUGAAAGAGCCCGAGAAUCCCACGGACAAAUUCUGCUACUUCCAGGGGCUGGUCAUGUUAGGAAGCACUUUAUUCAAUGAAGGUCGAAAGGCUGAAGCUGCAAAGUAUCUGCGCAGAGCAGCAGCUUAUGAUCCUGCUGUUAAUAAGUACGUAGAAGAAUGUGAAAGGGAUGAGGACGUUAGAAGCAGUUGAGGAUUUUAUUGAAGAACAAUCCUUCUGAGUUCUGACUCUAGGAGGUGGUAAGGGGUAUCUGGGCAAAGAAAGAAUCCUUGUUUUUCCUUGCUGGAUGGAAUUCUAGAAAACAUUCAAAAAUCUACUACUCACUCAUUCGUGGUAGCAGGAAGACCAUGCAAUCGCAGUGGAGUUUGGUACCACUGUAUUAUUUCUAGAAACCAAAGGUUCAUUAAUGUAUUAAAGCCAUUGAUUGAGUGGAACUAAGGUUUCAUAUUUGUUACAUGGAGUUUCAGGUGUGCUAAGCCCACAGGUGCGUACAAGGUAGCCCAUCUACACACCAAUAUAUGCCAACCUGGCAUGCAUGUGCAUGAUCUAUGCUGUCCAUUGGGUGUUUCUCAUGUAUAUUGAUAUACCAUCUCAAAAUCAGGCCAGGCACUCAUUAGGUUGGCCAAUGGUCAAAAUAAAAGGAUGGUUAGAUUGGUCAAAAUAAAUGGAUGGCUAGAUUGGCCAAAACAAAUGGCCAGCUAGAGAAAAUUUUGACAAGUUUAUUAAUGCCCUUGAUUUGUUUCAAAAACUGACCUACCUGACGAGUUGAAUGGUGUGAUUUCAGGACAUGAGCAUUUAUGUUGUGCCAGCCCACUGGAUGGGUGGCUUAGAUUAUGCACACAUGUUCCAGGUCUGCACAUGUGAAGUGUAGAUGUUCUCGUUUAUAGUGCCUGUAUGUGGGCUUAGUAAAGCUCAUGUACCAUAUCAAAUUAGUUUGAAACAAGAUACUCAUGUAUAUGUUCCUUUUCUUUAUGGAGGAUAACUGAAUAUUUAAUAACUCAAGCAAUUUGCUUUA